Messenger RNA from Thermochaetoides thermophila DSM 1495, 885 nucleotides. RefSeq lists its product as uncharacterized. The coding region runs from base 1 to 885 and encodes 294 amino acids. The transcript has a single exon. The record is from RefSeq and is a predicted model, not a curated record. NCBI's taxonomy places the organism in Eukaryota, Fungi, Ascomycota, Sordariomycetes, Sordariales, Chaetomiaceae.
AUGAUGCACGAGGUCGAGAAUGUUCCCGAUGGUCCCGAACGUCCUUCUUUCGUUCAGCCGAGCGAGAUGCCCGGCGCCCACGAUGGGCAGAGUGAUCACGCCGACGAUGUGAAUUGGGAGACCGAGAACGGUCUCGACGGCCGCGGCGAUCGUCGGCACUACGGGAACGGUCGUGGCGCCGAUGGGAAUGGUGUGAGCUCUGCUGAGUCUGCUGAGAUGGCUCGGCAGGCCGGUCGUUCGGAGCCGGAGCAGCUACGGCUGCCUCUGCAGCCGUCGAUGCUGGAGGAGGGGGGGUCGACCGCAAGUGGUGGUGAUGCUUGCGGUCUCGAUCGCGGUCGCGGUCACGUUCCCUGUCCCGGUCACGUUCCCGAUCCCUGUCUCGAUCCCGGUCUCUGUCGCGGUCUCUGUCGCGGUCUCUGCCUCUAUCUCGAUCUCGACCUCGCUCGUGCUCACGUUCUCGUUCUCGUUCCCGGUCUCGAGCCCGCUCGCGGUCGCGGUCGCGAUCACGCUCUCGUUCACGAUCUCUGUCUCGAUCGCGGCCCCGGCCCCGAUCUCGCUCUCUCUCUCUGUCCCUGUCCCGGUCUCGCUCCUUGUCUCUGUCUCUAUCUCUCUCCCGGUCGCGGUCCUUUUCGCGGUCUCUCUCACGGUCCCUUUCCCUGUCUCUGUCCCGGUCUCUGUCUCUAUUUCUAUCUCUGUCACGGUCCCGGUCACGAUCUCUGUCCCUGUCUCGUUCUCUGUCUCUAUCUCGAUCUCGUUCUCGCUCUCUGUCUCGCUCACGGUCAGCCCUGUCUCGCGCACGAUCUCGAUCUCGCUCUCGGUGGGCGUCGGGAGAUCGAUUCACGGCAACAGCAGGAGCAGCAGGCGAGGGGGAUCUAUGUAAAGUAG